GCUUUGAGGACGUAGAUAAUCUUAGGCGCAUUCGAUCCAAGAUUGAAUUUUUACCAAACAUGUCUGUCAGAAAUUACACACGUUGUUCCUUGAAGAUAUCUUAUUAUAAUUAGAAUCCCAAAUUGAGUAUUUAACAUUUUAAAAUAAUACCACACUCUCGGUAUUUUAGAUGGACAUACAAGAUUGAGGCAAUCAUGGCAACGGGACAUGUUGCAAGACACAUCAUCCUCACAGGUCCUCCAGGAAUAGGAAAAACAACAUUGAUACACAAAGUCUGUGAUCAGCUGGCAAAAUCUGGUGUGCAGUGUAAAGGGUUUUAUACAGAGGAAAGACGAGAAGGUCGGCAAAGAGUUGGAUUUGAUGUCGUCACAUUGUCGGGGGAGAGAGCACCAUUAGCUUCAAUUAACACCAGUGAUGUCCCUCCUGGUAGACAGUAUACAGUGGGGAAGUAUGUGGUCCAGUUACAGUCCUUUGAGAGAGCAGCACUGCCCACACUGAGGAAACAGGAAAGUCAACACAACAUUAUUGUGAUAGAUGAGAUCGGGAAGAUGGAACUAUUUAGCCAGACAUUUGUGAGGGUUGUUCGGGAUUUACUGGGCUCAGAAAAUACCACAGUGAUCGCUACCAUCCCUGUAGCCAAGGGUAGACCUAUACCUCUAGUAGAGGAAGUCCGGCAACGGUCAGAUGUUGUCCUAUUUACUGUAUCCCAGUCCAACAGAGAUGUGAUAAUGAGAGAUAUUAUAACAGCAGUAAUGAACUCAAUAAAAUGUCAUGGAAGUUAA
Pecten maximus is the source of this 782-nucleotide messenger RNA. Its product is annotated as cancer-related nucleoside-triphosphatase-like. Bases 195 to 782 code for a protein of 195 amino acids. Gene Ontology annotation, molecular function: ATP hydrolysis activity. The record is from RefSeq and is a predicted model, not a curated record. NCBI's taxonomy places the organism in Eukaryota, Metazoa, Mollusca, Bivalvia, Pectinida, Pectinidae. The transcript is spliced from 5 exons.